GCGCAUGCGCAGUCCACAGAUAACGAUCAGUUUCAGGAAGUGAGGAUGAGGAAGCGUCUCUUCCUCCUGGUCUUCUGUGAGUUUCAGGGUUCGGCACCGAACACACGUGACAUCAAACACAUCAAAGGAACCAUAAACACGUUUACACCGUUGUGUGUGUGGAGCCCCACGUGCGACAGUGACGAGGAAGGACCUCUGUUCCCUUCAGUCUGUCAACGAGUCAGGGAGACACGUGAGGGAACCAGGAAGUGAUCCAGCGGUUUCCUCUCGGGGAUGGGUGUUGUGAAACAUCUGGUCUGCGGCCUGGGGAAAGCCACCGGCCUCGUCUCUGUCUCGGUCCUGGUCAUCGCAGCGGUUCUCAGUUACCUCGACGACCCGGAUCCGGUUCAGGUCUCCAGUAUGGCCGAGGACAUGAAGACCCUGGAGGAAAACUUCAGGCAGCGGAACAGAAGCUGUUUCCUCCUCGGUGCGUCUGGGGAAACCGGCAGUUUGCUGCUUCAAGAGCUGCUGGAGCGAAACAUCUUCUCCAAGAUCACAGUCAUUGGCAGGAGGCAGCUCACCUUUGAGGGCAAAGCGUAUGAAAACCUGGUACAAGAGGUGGUGGACUUUGAGAAGCUCGAUGAUUACGCCGCUGCCUUCCAGGGCCAUGAUGUCGGCUACUGCUGUCUGGGAACAACCCGGGCAAAAGCAGGGGCUGAUGGAUUCUUCCGUGUUGAUCAUGACUAUGUUCUAAAAUCAGCCGAGCUCGCCAAGGCGGGCGGCUGCUCACAGUUCCACCUGGAGUCCUCUAGAGGAGCGGAUAAAAACAGCAACUUCCUCUACCUCAAAGUCAAGGGCCAAGUGGAAGCAGAUAUUGAGGCGCUGGAUUUUGAGAGAUAUUCCAUUUACAGACCAGGGGUUUUGUUGGUCGACAGGCGGGAGAGUCGGCCGGGCGAGUGGCUGGCCAGGAAGUUCUUCGGUGCCGUCUCUGCGGUGUGCUCUACGCCCAUGUCCAUCCCGAUCCAAGUGGUGGCAAAAGCGAUGGUGUCCAACACUCUGCGUCAACCUGAGCAGAAGACGGAGAUCCUGGAGAACAAAGCCAUCGGCGAUCUGGGAAAGAGCACAGGGAAAUAAGAGAGGAGCCGGGAAACCACAGAGAUAACUGCAGCAGAUGUUGAGGGACGACAAAUCCUCAGAAAUCAUCAUCAGGAGUUUUUGUUAAAUUGGGUUUUUAAUUGAUUUCUCUUUGAGCUUUGCAGCUCUCAGAAAAACAAAAACUGCGAAUGCACUUUGAUGGUUAUCUAUUUAUGUGCUAGAUUCUUUAUGGAGGAAACAACCUGUAAAUUAUUUCAUCGUGACAGAUUGUAAAUAUGGGUUUCUAUGCUUUUAUCUGUGUGAACACUGGAAUGUUUUCAUCUUGAUGUUCUCCAUUCACGCUCUGGAACAUCAGCUUGAAUCACUGCCUUAACAUAAACGUCAUGUUUCUUCAAGAGUAAAUUACUACUAGAGUCAAUUUGUGACAUUAACAUCAGGGAAAUGUUUUCAUAAAAGCUUCAGCAUAUCAUUUAAUUAGUAUCUGAUGACUACAUAUAUCAUAACUGUGCAGGUGGAUAUUAUAUGUAAAGUAUAUAAACAAUAUAUUUGCAACGCUUCAUUAAAGAUAAUAUAUUCGUUCAUUUUGUAUCUUUACCACACAAAUGCCAUCCACUGAGUUUCUGUGAUACCAGCAAUGGAACAGUUUUGAAUAAACUUUGCUUGUAUUAAA
Paralichthys olivaceus (Japanese flounder) is the source of this 1744-nucleotide messenger RNA. RefSeq names its product HIV-1 Tat interactive protein 2 (gene htatip2). Gene Ontology annotation, biological process: import into nucleus. The record is from RefSeq and is a predicted model, not a curated record. NCBI's taxonomy places the organism in Eukaryota, Metazoa, Chordata, Actinopteri, Pleuronectiformes, Paralichthyidae. Gene Ontology annotation, cellular component: cytoplasm.